Plasmodium berghei ANKA is the source of this 1722-nucleotide messenger RNA. Its product is annotated as IBR domain protein, putative. The coding region runs from base 1 to 1722 and encodes 573 amino acids. The transcript has a single exon. Gene Ontology annotation, molecular function: ubiquitin conjugating enzyme binding; ubiquitin protein ligase activity; zinc ion binding. NCBI's taxonomy places the organism in Eukaryota, Apicomplexa, Aconoidasida, Haemosporida, Plasmodiidae. Gene Ontology annotation, cellular component: ubiquitin ligase complex; cytoplasm. Gene Ontology annotation, biological process: positive regulation of proteasomal ubiquitin-dependent protein catabolic process; protein polyubiquitination; ubiquitin-dependent protein catabolic process. The record is from RefSeq and is a predicted model, not a curated record.
AUGAUACACCUCCCAAAACAAAAUAACGAUGAUGGAUUGGAUAUUCAAAUAGAACUCGGGUCAGAUAAAAAACUAAAAAUUAUUAAAAAAAAUACAAAUAAAAAUGAAUCAUUUAACGACGAUAACAAAAUAUGUAAUAUUAUAAAAAAUAAUCAAACAAUAUAUGAUAAAUCUGAAUCAGGUAUGCAAUUAUAUUUAAAAUAUUUUAAAAUAAAUUUUGAAAAAUUUUCGAAAAAUAAUUCAUAUAUUGUAUAUAAUAAAAAACAAAUUAAAGAAAAAUUCAAAGAACAAAUAAAUAAUAUUAUAUCAUUAUUAAAUGUUAAAUAUGAUUAUGCAUAUUAUAUUAUGAAAUGUUAUAACUUUAAUUCUGAAUCUUUAAUUGAAGAUUGGUUUACUGAUUCUACAAAAGUUCUUAAAAAUACAAAUUUGACACAUCUAUCUGAAAAUGAAUUAUAUGAAAAUAUAGAUGCAUCUAAAAUAGAAUCACAAAAUUAUGAACACAAUAAAAAUUAUACCCUUAAUCAAUCUGAAAACAAUUGUGAUCAAAAUAUUAAUUUUAUUUGUCCAAUAUUAUUAAAUGAAUACUCUAUAAACGAUACAUAUGCAUUAAAUUGUGGGCAUCGAUUUUCAAAAAAAUGCUGGAUAUCAUAUUUAAAAAUAGGAAUAGAAAACGAUCUUGAUGAAUAUAUAAUACAUAAAAAAUGCAUACAUACUGAAUGUAAAUAUUUUGUAAAAAAAAAAGAUUGGAAAAUUUUAUGUGAUAAAAAUAUGUAUAAACAAUAUAAGCAAUUGUUGUUAAAUGUUUAUAUUAAAAAAAGUUCCAAUUUAAGAAAUUGCCCAAAUUAUGAGUGUGAAUAUACAAUAGAAUCUAUGUUAUUAAUAAAACAUACAAAAAAUUCUAAUAAUUUUGAUAAAUAUAAAAAUUUAAAUAUAAUUUGUAAAUGUGGAUACAACUUUUGUUUUAUAUGUUUAGAACCAUUUCAUAGACCAGUUAGAUGUUCAGUAAUUAAAACAUGGAAUCAAUUACAAACAAAAGGUGAUCAAAACAUUCAAUGGAUUAAUGCAAAUACAAAAAAGUGUCCAAAUUGUAAUAAACCAAUCGAAAAAACAUCAGGAUGUAUGAAUAUUAAAUGUAUGUGUGGGUUCAGUUUUUGUUGGCUUUGUCUCAAAGAAUGGAAUAGCCAUAAAGGUGGGUUCUAUAAUUGCAAUAAAUAUUUAGAAAACACAAAUGAAAACGAUACUAAUAAAGAUAAUGUAGAUAAAAUAGAAAAAAAAAAAUCGCAUUUUGAAGUUAACAAAUAUAAUCAUUAUAAAACAAGAUUUGAUGCACAAGAACAUGGAGAAAAAUUUACCAUCAAUUCACAAUUACAUUUUUUACAUAAUUUCUGUAAAAAUAAUAAUUUAAAUAUUAACAAAUUCAAAAAUUUCGAAGACUCUUUAAUUCUAACAAUUAAAUAUAGACAAAUAUUAAAAUGGUCAUAUGCACUUUCAUAUUUAUCUAAUUGGGAUAAUUUAGAUAAAAAAAAUAUGUUUGAAUAUUACCAAGGAGAAUUAGAACGAAAUUUAGAAAAUUUACAACAAAAAAUAGAAAAUAUUAAUCUAUCUUUAAUUAUUAAUAAUACAAAUCAUAAAAGUUUACAAGAAAUAAAUGAGUUAACAAAAGUAAAUGAUGUAUAUUUUAAAAAUAUUUCUAGUUUUAUUGAAAACUAUUUUUCUAAUUAG